GGCGCUCCCGUACCGACAGUGCCCGGCCGGCCACCCGGCUGCGGAUCGAGCUGCCGCAGCGGGGGAGGGACAUAAAGAUGGCGGACGUGGUCAUGGGCAGAGACAAGUGCGGGGAGCAGCGCAUCGUGUCGCUGCCCCUGUCCCGCAUCCGGGUCAUCAUGAAGAGCUCCCCCGAGGUGUCCAGCAUCAACCAGGAGGCGCUCAUGCUCACGGCUAAGGCUACGGAGCUCUUUGUUCAGUAUCUAGCCACCUAUUCCUACAGACAUGGCCGUGGGAAAGAAGAGAGAGCACUCACUUACAAUGAUUUGUCAAAUACCGCAGAGGAAUCAGAAACUUUCCAGUUUCUUGCAGAUAUAUUACCAAAGAAGAUACUAGCUAGUAAAUACCUGAAAAUGCUUAAGGAGAAGAGGGAAGCCGACGAGGAGGAGGAGAAUGAGACCAGUGAUGAAAGUGAUGAUGAAGAUGCAGAGUCCUAACCUCAAAUGAAAGCUUUAAAAACUCAGCCUGGUGAGGACCAUCCUGGAUCAGCACCACGGUUGUUGUUUCUUCAUUGAUUUUUUAGAGAGAGAGGCAAGGAGCGGGGAGAGAAGGAGAGGGCGAGACGUGGGUUUGUCGUUGCACUCGUUCGCGCGUUCAUUGGCUGCUGCCCAUCUGUGCCCUGCCCGGACUGGCCCCUGCUUCUUAGCGCCCACAGCACCCACAGCGCUGUGCGGUUGAGCCUUCACUUUUUAGACUCUGAACACACUGUCCUCUUUCCCGGCUGGGACAGAGCGUCUCCUGCACCUGCACCCACACGGCAGGCCAAAGGAAAGUGGUCAGGCCGUGCUGUGGUUGGAGGGCACCCAGGAGGAGCCGCCUGCACCAUCGGCCAUGCAGCCCACGUGCAGCUGCGCACUGUAGCGGCAGGGACCGCUGGGCUCAGCUUCUCACUCGGGCAGAUUUUGAACAGCUUCUGAAUGUCAGUUAUGUGAAAACAAGUAGGUCCAGUUUUAGCUAAAAAUGUAGUGUGUGUUGUAUUUUGUUACUUUGUAUGUAGUGUCUUACACUUAAAAUUUUGUAUUUCAAGAAAAUUUACUAGGAUAUUUGUCCAAAUACUGCAUUUUUAACUGUAAAGACAUUCUCAUUAAAACUUGUGCAGUGAA
Artibeus jamaicensis (Jamaican fruit-eating bat) is the source of this 1142-nucleotide messenger RNA. RefSeq names its product chromatin accessibility complex subunit 1 (gene CHRAC1). NCBI's taxonomy places the organism in Eukaryota, Metazoa, Chordata, Mammalia, Chiroptera, Phyllostomidae. Gene Ontology annotation, cellular component: nucleus; CHRAC. The coding region runs from base 78 to 476 and encodes 132 amino acids. Gene Ontology annotation, molecular function: protein heterodimerization activity. The transcript has 3 exons. The record is from RefSeq and is a predicted model, not a curated record.